This is a messenger RNA of Rotaria sp. Silwood2, 342 nucleotides long. Lineage: Eukaryota; Metazoa; Rotifera; Eurotatoria; Philodinida; Philodinidae. The record is from the annotation of a GenBank genome assembly.
AUGGCCUCAACAUCAUCGACCGGAAUGCCUCAACCAAAACUGUAUAUGUUACAAUAUGAUUAUGUAGCUAAUGUAAUUGAAAAACGUAAACCAUAUCGUGAAGCUCAUUUGGCUCAUAUGGGUAAACAACUUGAAAAAGGAAAUCUUAUUUUAGGUGGUGCCUACGGUAAUCCACCAACAGGAGCUUUAAUUAUUUUACGUAACUUAUCAGUAAAUGAUAUAGAACAAUUGGCAAAACAAGAUCCUUAUGUUAGUAAUGGUAUUGUCACAAAAUAUACAAUUGAACCAUAUAUGGCGGUCAUUGGUGAUGCUUUAUUAAGCAAUGAUCUUAUAAAAACUUAA